This is a messenger RNA of Dipodomys ordii (Ord's kangaroo rat), 1019 nucleotides long. It is a transcript of the gene Mtrfr, whose product is annotated as chromosome unknown open reading frame, human C12orf65. The record is from RefSeq and is a predicted model, not a curated record. Gene Ontology annotation, cellular component: mitochondrion. Gene Ontology annotation, molecular function: translation release factor activity. Bases 345 to 869 code for a protein of 174 amino acids. Gene Ontology annotation, biological process: translational termination. The transcript has 3 exons. NCBI's taxonomy places the organism in Eukaryota, Metazoa, Chordata, Mammalia, Rodentia, Heteromyidae.
CGCGUGCGCAGACCGAGGAGCGCUGUGGCGAGUCCCGGGUCCGUGGAGUUCGGGUUCUCCCCGCGUGUUUCGGGCGGGAGGCCAGAUUACACCAUUUCUCUGAAUUUCACACCGAAAACAUCUCCUUCCUGAAGAAACAGCAUCUCUGGGUGCCAUGAAGGUAUUUUUGAUCUGCUGUGGCCAGCAGGACUUGGACCGUGGGCAGUCAUGGAGAAGCAUGCCUUGCUCAACCACUGGUCUCUGACCUACCCUGGCUAUCACUAGAUGCUGUCUUUGAAGCGGAGGUGUGAUCUUGAGAGCCCAGGCGUUUGUAUUGAGAAGCUGCCUUCUGUCUAUUCCAGAAGAUGAACACCAGGGCUUGGUGGCGUUUUCCUGCACUGCUGACCAGAACAUGCAGAGUACCACGGGGACCUGGGCUUUGGGAGACGCUGGCACUGCUGUCCCCAGGAGUGGCCCCCACUGCAGUGCAGAUGGCCGGCAAGAAGGGCUGCCCAGCGCUGUGUCCCCUGGAUGAGAAUGAUCUGGAAGAGCAGUUUGUGAAGGGGCAUGGUCCAGGGGGCCAAGCCACCAACAAAACCAGCAACUGUGUGGUGCUGAAGCACAUGCCCUCCGGUAUCGUGGUCAAGUGCCACCAGACAAGAUCUGUGGAUCAAAACAGAAAGCUAGCUCGGAAAAUCCUACAAGAAAAAGUGGAUGUUUUCUAUAAUGGUGAAAAGAGCCCUGUGUACAAAGAGAAACGAGAGGCACAGAAGAAAAAGCAAGAAAGGAAAAAGAGAACAAAGGAAACUCUAGAAAAAAAGAAAUUACUGAAAGAACUAAGGGAGUCAAGUGAAAAUGUCACUGAGAAAAGAACUGCUGAUUCUGACUGAAUCUACAAGAAGUUUCCAUGGAGAAGGUGGCAGCCAGGCCUCUCUCCUAGUGAGUCUGCAGCCUCAAGCUAGCACCCACACAGAUGAAAAGCCGCCAGAGAAUGUCGGCUUGUGUGCUCAAGAAUAAAACUAUAGGGCUGGGAACGUGGC